CAUCGACAAUAUGAAAGACAUUAGCUGUCAAAUCGCACUGUUGGUAUUGGUGUUGACUAUGAUAUCGGUUGUCAUUAUUGAGUCGAAAAAAUUUUGUCAAGAAUUCAUGAAAAACGACAACAAAAUUGAUUUCGCAUUUCGUUAUUAUAUAAACAAUAAUAUCGAUAAACUAACCAAAGAGUAUCGCAAAUACUUAUUCAUUGGUAACACCUACUGGAAGUUGACAUUCAUUGAUGGUAAGGAUAAGACAGUUACCAUUGAUGACGAAAGUACCGGUCAGUCUAACUGGUUGUCCGGCUAUGACUAUUCUAUGGCCUGGUCUCAGGGAUUUGACAGAUCACUCAGUCAAAUAGGUGCUUUGCGGAAAAAUAUGAAAUCAAUUGAUUGGGUGGGACUGAUGGACGGUGGCAUGAAUUUAACUAAUCCACUCUAUUCUAUCGAUUCAGAAAUCAAUUUUGCAAAUAACUUUCAACCUAUAUUUGCAUGGAUACCGAUACCAUUGAACAGAAAAACUGAUUAUUUGCUAACAUUUUGGGAUAACAAAGCUAUGACCCAAACCUAUAACAUUACACACAUUAAUAGGAUGUCGAAUGUAACCGAUGCUAAUGUGGAGGAAUUGGCGAUAAUAACUGGGGAACGGGAGAAACAAGUGAACAAACUGACUAAACUGAUGACAAUUAUGGCACAGUAUAGUCAUUAUGAUUACGAUAGUUAUCCUAAUCAAACUGAUAUGAGAGGACAGGGAUCUCUAGUAUUCAUGUAUGUCGACACUGCCAUCAAAUACUGUUAUGUGGGAAUACCAUUCAAUGAGUUGGCUUGCAAAUCGGAUAACUUGAAGACAUUGAUUGAUUGUUCGCCGACUAAAAGUUAUUUAUUGUUUACUGUUAUAUUGAUUGUCAUCGGUUUUGUACUGUUUAUCAUAAUUAUUGGUUUUGUCUGUUAUUUGUGUUGUAGUUAUUAUAGACAAGGACGGAGAGAUUCAGAAGUAUCAAUAAGCAGAUCAUCAAACAAAUCAUCAAAAAAGUCGUCAAUGUUAGGCACCGGUAGUGACAAAAAGUUGGCUACGAGUCCAUCAAAAGCCGACAAAUCAAUGGUUUUAUCAAAACCCCAGUCAAUAGAGCCGACAUCUAAACAAAAAUGA
This is a messenger RNA of Oppia nitens, 1141 nucleotides long. RefSeq lists its product as uncharacterized. The transcript has 5 exons. The record is from RefSeq and is a predicted model, not a curated record. The coding region runs from base 11 to 1141 and encodes 376 amino acids. NCBI's taxonomy places the organism in Eukaryota, Metazoa, Arthropoda, Arachnida, Sarcoptiformes, Oppiidae.